AUGAAACAAAAGCUGACCAUGGAGCAUGUGAAGGUUCUGGAACCAAGGCCUCAUCAUGUACAACAGGAAGUCUGCACCUCGCGUCCUAAGUACCGACAGGGACGUAAACUCACAGCUGUAAAGGCAUGGAGCCCAGAUGAAGCAUCUCCCAAUUACAGAAGAUUCACAAAUGCCAAACUUGAAUAUUGUCUGCGAGACCUUAGACUCAAAACCUCAACCCAAAAACCUCUCAAGGGAAAAUUCAAGAGGCUCAAUGCUACAAUCAGUACAGGCAAAGCCCUUGCUCUCUUUGGUUUGCCGGUCCCUCACGACUGA
This is a messenger RNA of Darwinula stevensoni, 315 nucleotides long. The record is from the annotation of a GenBank genome assembly. NCBI's taxonomy places the organism in Eukaryota, Metazoa, Arthropoda, Ostracoda, Podocopida, Darwinulidae.